AUGGUGGAAGCCGAUGUCAUCAUUGCUGGCGCCGGUGCUGCUGGCAUGAACGCCGCAUCCAUCUUGCGCAAAGCUGGAAAGACGGUGGUGGUGCUGGAAUCCCGCGGCCGUUUGGGUGGCCGAAUCUUCAGUCACCAGCUGGAGUCAGGCACUCACGUGGAGCUGGGUGCACAGUGGCAGGCAGAAGCCGGGCAUGAUCGCUUGGACCAGUUGGUGAAGACUUAUGGAUACAGGAAGCUUGAGCACUUCAAGGCCGGCAAAGAUGUGGUAUGGAAGGAUGGGCCAAAGCCGUCGCUCCAAUCUCCGGGCAACUCUGGGGUUGGAUGCUUCUCUGGCCUCGACUUCAUGAUGAGAUUUUGGCGUCUGAGUCGAAUGACCAAGAGGAUUUCGCUCAGCGGCUUUCAGCAAGGCCUUGAAGAGAUUGACAAUCGGAGUGUGGGUCAUUACCUGGAGAAGAACUGCUGGACCAAUGGCGCCAACACUCUAGCUCAGUCAAUCAUGAAGGGCGGUUUUUGCCGCGACCCAAAAGAUAUUUCAAUCUAUGCUGCUGGACACACCAUGAAAACCUUUGGAUCAUUGGAACAGCAGGAGAAGGCAGAGACGUUCUUCUUUGAUCAAGGGCUUCAAAACAUAUUUGCAAAGAUGGCAGAGGAACUUCAGGAUGGCGUUCAGCUCAACUCGCGUGUCGUGGAAGUAGAUAGUGCUGGAGAUAAGGUGGUGGUCAAAGCCAGCACCGGCGCGGUGUAUACGGCCAAAGAGUUGAUCUUGGCAUUCCCUCCCCAACUUCUUGGGCGAAUCCGUUUCCAGCCACCCCUGCCCAGCAAUUACACUGAAGUGGCUUCCUCCAUGGUGUUUGGCCAGGUGCUGAAACUCAUCGCAGUUUUUCCCACGCCCUGGUGGCGUACUCGUGGUCUGACGGGUUCAGUGUCAUCUCUUGGCAGUCGACCCCAAGCUCAAGGGCAAGAAGGUCAGGGCUUGGUGCUGGACGUGUCCGAAGUGGCGGAUUUGAGCCACUCCACGGGGAACGGCGUGCUGGCAGGCUUUGUUGUGGGCGCCCAAGCUCAAGAAGUGUGCGAGAGGCCCGCGGAGGAGCUGAAAAAGGGCUUUGCUGACUUCCUUCGUGCAUCUUACGGGUCACUCGAGGAAGAGAUACAAUCAUUUCAUUAUCACAACUGGAUUAGCGACGAAGACUCACUGGGUGCGUAUAUGUCUACUCCUGGCCUGGGUCAAUGGAAGAAGAUGCCGGAUGGCUUUUUCCCCAAGACCGGAAGGAUUAGCUUUGCCGGGACAGAGUACGCUCACCACUGGCGCGGCUACAUGGAGGGAGCUUUAGAGUCCGGGGAGCGGGCUGCUCAUGCAGUGCUGUCUGCCUUGACCUCCAAUUCUUAA
Molecule: messenger RNA, 1389 nt
Organism: Symbiodinium natans
Lineage: Eukaryota; Dinophyceae; Suessiales; Symbiodiniaceae
Source: the annotation of a GenBank genome assembly